Argentina anserina (silverweed cinquefoil) is the source of this 1811-nucleotide messenger RNA. RefSeq names its product licodione synthase-like. Gene Ontology annotation, molecular function: heme binding; iron ion binding; oxidoreductase activity, acting on paired donors, with incorporation or reduction of molecular oxygen, NAD(P)H as one donor, and incorporation of one atom of oxygen. NCBI's taxonomy places the organism in Eukaryota, Viridiplantae, Streptophyta, Magnoliopsida, Rosales, Rosaceae. The transcript is spliced from 2 exons. The record is from RefSeq and is a predicted model, not a curated record. Gene Ontology annotation, cellular component: membrane.
AAUUACUUGGGUUAACUAUUAUAAUCUAGGGAGCUAGAAGCCAUGGAACUUGAGUUAGUCCUAUUCUUUAUUUUGGGAAUCAUCUCUCUUCUUCUCUAUACCAGGAGUGUACUACGCCAAAAUCACCAUGUUCAACACCUCCCUCCAAGCCCCUUUGCUUUGCCCAUCAUUGGACACUUCCACCUUCUUGGCCCUCUCAUCCACCGCUCCUUCCAAGCCCUCUCGUUCCGGUUUGGCCCCAUAUUUUCCCUCCAUCUCGGCUCUGUUCCAUGCAUUGUCGUAACCUCGCCCGAGCUCGCAAAAGAUUUCCUCAAAACUCAUGAACUCUCGUUCGUAUCCCAUGCUCAGUCCACGGCCAUUGAACGCAUAACCUACGACUCUUCCUUGGCAUUUUAGCCCUACGGACCAUACUGGAAGUUUAUCAAGAGGGUGACGGUGAACCAACUCCUCAGCAGCGGUAGCGUCAGUAAGUUUCAUUCCAUUAGGGCGGACGAGUACUCUCGGCUCCUUAAGCUCUUGGCAGAGAGAGCGGAGAAUUGUCUGGCUGUGAACCUCAGUGAAGAGCUGCCAAGGCUUUGCCACAACAUUAUAGGCCAGAUGAUGCUUGGGAAGUAUUCCACUGCGGCUUCUAGCAACACAGAGCGGGCUGAGGAGGCGAGGUUGGUGGUAAGGGAGGCGACCAGGAUCUUCGGAGAGUUGAACUUGUGUGAUUUUAAUAGGGUGUGGAAGAAACUAGACUUCCAGGGGUUUGGGAAGAGAAUUGAGGACACGCAUAUCAAAUUUGAUGAAUUGGUGGAGAAGGUUGUCAUGGAACGUGAACAACUGAGAGUUAAGAACAAGAAAAUUAAUGGUGGAGAGGAGAUCAAGGAUUUUCUAAGCAUUUUGCUUGAUAUGUUGGAAGAUGAGAGUGGUGAGAGUGUGGAGGUUGGAUUUUCAAGAGUUCAUAUUAAGGCUCUAAUUACGGAUUUGUUCACGGCUAGUACUGACACAACAGCCAUUGCAAUGGAGUGGGCGUUGGCGGAGCUUAUCAAUAACCCAACGGUGCUCGAGAAAGCAAGGGAGGAGAUCAGUAGUGUGGUUGGGAAUGGACGAAUAGUUGAAGAAUCGGAUGGUCCAAAUCUUCCAUACAUCCAAGCUAUCAUAAAAGAAACAUUUAGGCUACACCCACCCGUGCCUAUGGUCACAAGAAUAUCGGUAGAAGACUGUAAGGUCCGGGACUAUGUUAUUCCGGUGAACACAAUACUAUUUGUGAACAAUUGGGCCAUCGGGAGAGAUCCAACAAACUGGGAAAAACCGUUGGACUUUUGGCCGGAAAGAUUCUUAGAAAGCAUUGGAGGUGACCAAACGAGUGGAAUGGAUGUUAGAGGUCAUCACUUUCAAUUUCUUCCAUUUGGUUCCGGGAGGAGAAUAUGUCCCGGUAUCAACUUGACCAUGAAAAUGGUUCCUAGUCUGGUGGCCGCUAUGAUUCAGUGCUUUGAUUGGAAGGUUACUCCAAGCAAGAAGAUGAACAAUGAUGAUGUUGUUGAUAUGAGUGAAAGGCCAGGACUGACAACUCCAAGAGCUCAUGAUCUUGUGUGUUUUCCAGUAGCUCGCUUUAAUUUACUUGAUGUUCUUAAAACUUGAUAAUUAAGGGAGACCCAGAUGUUGUACUUACCCAUAAAAUAAGACCGAGGAUGCAGGGGUUAGCUCUCUCAUGCAUGUAUGUGUAUGUUAUUUUCGUUUAUUUGUUUGUAAGGUUUUUCAAUAUUGUAAUACUUGAAAUAGUUUUUUUCACCAACAGUCCCUCAAUUCUGGUGUACUUACCAAUGUGA